GAUAUUCUUAUCCCCACACACUUUUACGUGUUUUCCUAAUCUUCAUGCACUAAUAUCUCCCUCCCACUUUUCUCAUCAAAACACUUUGUUUUUCAUCUCUCCUCACCAAGAACACAUCCGACAACAACGUUAACAAUUUUUCAUGGCAAGUGAAACUGAUGCCAAAUACGAAGAGGAGUACGUAUGGAAUUCUCGAGGCAUGAAGCUUUUUUCAUGCCGAUGGCUUCCGGUGAAUCAAAGUCCAAAAGCGUUGAUCUUAAUGUGCCAUGGCUACGCCAUGGAAUGCAGCAUCACCAUGAACAGCACAGCAAGAAGGCUUGCAAAGGCAGGUUUUGCUGUGUAUGGAAUUGAUUAUGAAGGGCAUGGAAAAUCAGAAGGGGUUCCUGGCCUUGUUACGAAUUUUGAUUAUGUCAUCGACGAUUGCAUCCUACACUUCACCACGAUUUGUGAACAAGGUGAGAACAAGAACAAGAUGAGGUUCUUGAUGGGGGAAUCCAUGGGAGGAGCUGUGGCUCUACAUUUGCAUAGGAAAAAGCCAGAUUACUUUGAUGGGGCAAUUUUGGUGGCACCCAUGUGCAAGAUUUCAGAUGAAAUGAAACCGAAUGCAGUGAUGGUUACUAUAUUGAGUGCACUGAGCAAAGUUGUUCCAACGUGGAAAAUAGUUGCAAGCCCAGAUAUCAUUGAUGCCGCUUUUAAAGUGCCCGAAGUCAGAGAAGAGGUUAGAGCGAACCGAUUUUGCUACAAAGGAAAGCCUCGGUUGAGAACAGCGUUUGAACUUUUGAGAGCGAGCAAUCUCAUAGAGGCUAGUCUACACGAGGUUUCAUUACCUUUUCUAGUUUUACAUGGUGAGGAUGAUAAAGUCACUGACAAAGCUGUUAGCAAACAACUCUAUGAAGUGGCCGCAAGCUCAGAUAAGACCCUAAAGCUCUACCCACAUAUGUGGCAUGGUCUACUCUAUGGAGAGCCACCAGAAAAUUUGCAGAUCGUCUUCUCAGACAUUAUUACUUGGUUAGACCAGAAGUCUAACUACGCAAAUUCAAGGUUGGAGAGAGAACUCAAAGAACAUCACGAGCCUUUGGUAAAAGCAUGAAGUGUUUCUCUUCUAUGUCCCCAAAUCCCGAUUUGCUUUACUCUCUUUUCUCAACAAAUAAUAUAAUGUAUUUUAUUUCUGCACAUUAAGGCCCGUGUACAGCUGAAAUUUAUUUAUAAAGGACACAUGCUUUCUCAUUUGA
Molecule: messenger RNA, 1232 nt
Organism: Cajanus cajan (pigeon pea)
Lineage: Eukaryota; Viridiplantae; Streptophyta; Magnoliopsida; Fabales; Fabaceae
Product: caffeoylshikimate esterase
Source: RefSeq, a predicted model, not a curated record